AUGCGAAUGUCAUAUCCAUCUAUGGCCACUACUCCUGAAAUAGAGAUUGCUGAAAGUGGGACAAUUUUGGACAAUAAAGGAAAAUUCACUGAUCUAAAGGCAAUGCUUGACAGCAAUAAAGAAAAUGUUAAAAUGGAUGCAAUGAGACGGAUAAUUAAUAUGGUUGCGAGGGGUAAAGAUGUUUCUGAUUUAUUUCCUGCUGUUGUAAAAAAUGUUGCGGCAAAAAAUUUGGAGCUGAAAAAGUUAGUUUAUGUAUAUUUGGUUCGUUAUGCUGAAGAACAACAAGAUUUGGCACUUUUAUCAAUCAGUACUUUUCAACGAGGAUUAAAAGAUCCAAAUCAAUUAAUUAGAGCAAGUGCUCUUCGUGUUCUUUCUUCAAUUAGAGUACAAAUGAUUGCCCCUGUAAUGAUGUUGGCUAUUCGAGAUUCUGUACGCGAUAUGAGUCCUUAUGUCCGCAAAGUUGCUGCUCAUGCCAUUCCAAAAUUGUAUGCACUUGAUCCGGAAUUGCAAAAUCAAUUAAUUGAAUGCAUUGAUUUUUUGCUAGGUAUUUUUAAAAUUUAUUAAAAUUCAAGUUUUAACUGAAUAUUUAGAUUUUCUGGCAAUUUUGGAGAUUUUUUUACAUUUGUCUUUUUAAAAGGGGCUCUCUAAUAUUUACAUUUAAUAUUUUCUCUUUUAUUUUUGAUGUGUUUCCAAUAUCAAUGUCCCCUUAUUUGUUUAACUACUUAAGUUU
Molecule: messenger RNA, 730 nt
Organism: Meloidogyne enterolobii
Lineage: Eukaryota; Metazoa; Nematoda; Chromadorea; Rhabditida; Meloidogynidae
Source: the annotation of a GenBank genome assembly